This is a messenger RNA of Gigantopelta aegis, 1174 nucleotides long. Its product is annotated as U11/U12 small nuclear ribonucleoprotein 35 kDa protein-like. Gene Ontology annotation, biological process: mRNA splicing, via spliceosome. The transcript has a single exon. Gene Ontology annotation, molecular function: snRNA binding; mRNA binding. The coding region runs from base 134 to 931 and encodes 265 amino acids. The record is from RefSeq and is a predicted model, not a curated record. Gene Ontology annotation, cellular component: precatalytic spliceosome; U12-type spliceosomal complex. NCBI's taxonomy places the organism in Eukaryota, Metazoa, Mollusca, Gastropoda, Neomphalida, Peltospiridae.
GAAGCAAAUGUUCUUAUACCUAUUAAAAAACCCCAAAUCUUUUACUGCAGUUGGCACCAUUUGUUUUUUCAUAAACUUUCACUCUGUUGUGAUGUGAACCUUGCAUUAACUUGAAUAAGUGAUAGUUACAUAAAUGGUUACAUGGUUUUGUAUAAGAAAUAGUUUGAAUCUAACCAUGGUUUUCACAGGUAUUCCAAUUGUGUAUGAUCCACUAAAAGCAGGAAGUAUUGAUGGAACAGAUACAGAUCCCCAUGAUCAUGGUAUUUUCCGUGCAAUGAAUGCAAAGUACAAACCUAACAAAUUUGUAAUUGGUAAUUCAGAGGCAACCAUCUUUGUCACAAGACUUAAUCGGGCUAAAACAACUGAAGAGACUCUUGAGAAAGCAUUCAACAAAUUUGGUAAAAUCAAAAGAAUCCGACUUGUUCGCAAUGUGGUGACAAGAUUUUCUCAAGGUUAUGCUUUCAUAGAAUUUGAAGAUACUAAAUCUGCAUUUUAUGCAAGCAGGGAUGGAAACAAUAUGGUUGUUGAUGAUUUUGAAGUGUUUGUAGAUAUGGAAUGUGAAAGGACCUUAAAAGGAUGGAUUCCAAGGAGAAUGGGUGGAGGAUUUGGUGGAAAGAAGGAAUCGGGUCAGCUACGCUUUGGAUGCAAAGAUAGACCUUUUAGAAGACCCUUAAUAGUUGGUGAAAACAAAGAGGGAUUCAACAGAAAACCAAGGACUCCAUAUUCUGAUAACGAUCAUGAAGAUUAUAGAAAACGUGAAUGGGAUGAAGAGAGUUCCAGGAGAGAUUAUGAAGAGAGUUCCAGGAGAGAUUAUGACCGGAAAUCAGACUACAGGAAAAGAAGAAGAUCAAGAUCUAGAUCUUCCAGCCGAUCAAGGAAGCGAGACCGUGAUUCCAGUAGAGAGGAUUACAGGCGCAGACACAGAGACUGAUUUUAGUGUGUUUAUAUGGUUUCUGCAUGGUAUACUGCCUGUUCAUUGUCCAGAUCUUUAAGCUAUUUUGUGUUACAAAGUAAAGGCAUUUGUAUAUGAUUGGUAAAAUAUUUGGAAACAAAGCCCAGGUAAUUGCUUUGUUGAACAUUUAUGUAUCUAAUGAAUUGCAACAAGUUAGUUUUCAUUCAGUACAGGCUUUACAUGUAGUAUUGUAUGUGUGUGUAAAUAAAUUGGACAGUACUA